Messenger RNA from Danio aesculapii, 2022 nucleotides. RefSeq names its product N-terminal glutamine amidase 1 (gene ntaq1). The transcript has 6 exons. Bases 183 to 791 code for a protein of 202 amino acids. Gene Ontology annotation, molecular function: protein-N-terminal glutamine amidohydrolase activity; protein-N-terminal asparagine amidohydrolase activity. Lineage: Eukaryota; Metazoa; Chordata; Actinopteri; Cypriniformes; Danionidae. Gene Ontology annotation, cellular component: nucleus; cytosol. The record is from RefSeq and is a predicted model, not a curated record.
GCCGGAACGACAAAUUCCCUGAAGUUCCUUACGGACAAGAUAUAUUGUAACAAACAACAGUCUGAUUGUAAGGCGAAUCGCUUUAUUGUAACAUUAUACACAUUUAUUAUCCUUUGUCAUGUCGUUAUAACUGGAAGUCCGCGCGGACCUACUAUAUAUAUACUUAUACAGGGAAGGAAACAAUGAAUGAAGGAAGCGCUUCGUCUGAAUAUAAAAUGAUCACCCCGUCCAGAAACCAAUGUGUUUACACCAGCUGUUACUGUGAGGAGAAUGUGUGGAAAUUAUGCGAAAAUAUCAAGAAUCAGAGAUAUUGUCCUUUGGAAGAGGUGUAUGCAGUCUUUAUAUCUAAUGAAAGAAAGAAGAUACCUAUUUGGAAACAAAGGUCCGGUCGAGGGGAUGAACCAGUUAUUUGGGAUUACCAUGUUAUUCUUCUACACGCAAGUAAACAAGGACCGAGCUUUAUUUACGAUUUAGACACCAUUCUUCCCUUUCCUUGUUCACUUGAUGUAUAUUCAAAGGAGGCCUUUCAGUCUGACGAGCAUUUGAGACCUGCUUUCUGGAGGAAACUUCGAGUCAUACCGGGGAACACUUAUUUAAAGGAGUUUGCUUCUGAUCGGUCUCAUAUGAAGGACUCCGAUGGGAACUGGCGUAUGCCACCUCCAGCAUAUCCAUGUUUAGAGACAUCAGAAUCCAAAAUGAAUCUUGAUGACUUCAUCUGCAUGGAUCCCCGAGUGGGAUAUGGAGAGGUUUACAGCCUUUCAGACUUUGUUAAACACUUUGGAGUAAAGUAAUGUUUUUUGCCAACACAAAAAAAAAUGUACAUAAACAGAGCCCCAGGGAAAGAUCUCCUAUUAUGACGGACAAUGAUGUGACUAAGCAGGCCUCAAAAAACACAUUUAUAGCCUGUGAAAUUCUUUUUACUUAUUGAACAGUUGACAAUGUGACUUAUAGUCAGGUAGAAAAGUCACAGAAAGGACAGUCAUUGUUGUCAUUUGUUGAUGAUGUGUAUCUUUUUAUAAAGAAAUCAGUUACACAGAUGUACAGAUAAUAAAAAUGCAGAACUUAAACAAACAACCAAACCGAAAUGCGAAACUGUGUAAGCAGUUGUAGUGCUGUAGUUUAAGCAAUGGCUGCCAGGUAAUCCUUCACCUCAGUGGGUGACAGUCUGCGAAACCCUGCUUCAUUACAGAUGCCCACCUCAAUGUUGUCUUCUGUCAUCUGACCUUCAAAACUUUCCUGUUGAUAAAGAGAAAACACUAUAAUGUGGCCUCGUCGAGAUUGACUUGAACUGGGGUUUUUUGAUCUGCUCAGUUAUUUGAGAUGAUUGCAAUAAAAAUGACAUGCAAACAAGGGAAUGCAUUUUAGUUGAAAAGCAGAAAAAGUGCUUCUCUUUUAGUUUAGCUUUCAGCAGAAAUGCUCCUUCUAAACAGUUGAAAUAUGCACAGACUCCAUUAUUGCACACACAUGCUCAAUAUAUCUUUAUAAAACCUGGGAUAUCCUGCAAAAGCUGAAUCCUACAAUAAUAACUUAAUAUGUUUUGAAAUUUACAACAGAGGCUUUAGAUCACAGGUGUCAAAAUGCUGGGGGCCACAGCUCUACAGUUAGGUCCAACCCUAAUUAAACACACCCGAUCUAACUAAUUGAAACCUUCAGUCUUGUUUGAGUUAAUAGUUUAAGGAUUAUCUCACCUUCAAAGUUAAGAUGGCAGUGUGUAUAGCAUCUUCAAGUUCCAGAUCUUCAUUAUAUCUGUAAGAAAACAAAGCCGUGCUGUACAACUUUUGCAAAAUAACUUAUGUCAUAAAAUCAAUAACGAUUUGCCAAAUAUCAAUUAUUCAAGCUGCUAAAGUGUACAACGUGAUACCUUUUUUCUAGGAACGUUUUUCCAUUCACAUAGUUCUUUCCCAUUGCUGUUGCUUUCCAGGCGAAGUAUGCUCCCUGUGGGAUAUCAGAGAAAUGCAUGACAUUAUAAUGUGAUGUGAUCAAAUAAAUGAGCAGUAAAUAAAACGUUUUUUAUUUAUUGUA